AUGGUGGAAAAAAAUUUAUUUCUUAGCCCUAACUCUCAAAAAAAUCACCGCAUAAUUGAUCAUCAUCGAAAUAAUUCCGAAAAAGAUCUCAGUAAACAAUUCAAGAACUAUUUAUCUCCUGUAAAAGGAGAUUUAAGCAUGAUAAACUUCAACGACACCCAAGAUGGCAUUGACCCUCCUCCUAACGAAAAUCCCAGAAUAAAUCUAAAUCACUUUAAAAAACCAGUCAAGAGAAAAAUCAAAAAACUUGAGCUUAAAAAUAAAAAAAGUCCUGUAAAAUAUUUGGUGCCGGCUCUUGGAGAUUUUAAUUCAAUUAAUGAUGAUGUUGCUGAAGUUGAAUUUGGAAUUCUUUGUAUUAAUUGCCAAGAAAUGAUUCCUGAAAGCUUUAUUGAAAGGCACUCAUUUCUUUGUACAAAACUGUCAGUUUCAAUUUUAAAAAGUGACGGUCUGAGUGAUCUUGAGAACUUGCAUAUAAAAACUCAAAAAAUGGAAAAUUUUUUAGAAAAUAAAGAAAAAGAAAUAUUAUAUAGAUCUUCUGAAAGGAAUAUAAUAGUCGUUCUGAAGCGGCUAUGUAGAAGGCUAAUGGAUUCUAAUAAGAGCCAGAACGGGAUUGCAACCUUACUUUCCCUAAGAUUAAUUGAAAUAAACAAAUCUUAUCCAAUUUAAAAAAAAAUGAAAGAAAUUUUCCAUAAUCGCUUUUAUAAUCGUAUUCUUUACAAUAUAUAGGCUGAUUUUCAAUAUUGGCAUUAAAUUGGGUAUAUAAGCUAUUUCCACAGAAUCUGUUAUUUUUACCGAUCAAAAAAUCACUCAAAAAUGUAAAUUUGCCACAAUUUUACUCCAAUUUAAAUAGAGCAGUUAGAAGUCAUAAAAUCAAUUAAAUCAAUGCUAGAAAAUUUCAAAGGCUCAUUAUCAUUAAGAAUCUACAGUGAGCGGCUCCUCACAAUCUCCCAAGAGCAGUCUCAGGCCAUCCAAGUUAUUGAGCAAAAUGAAAUAGAAAGCAAAAUAAAAGAAGUCACCGAGCUCAAAAAGCAAGUAAAAAUUUUCAAAGAAAGGGCUGAAAGCUUACAAAAAUCAAUUUUUAAAAAUAAACACCCAGAAUUAAGGCUGAAUUUAGAAUUAUUAGAAACCAUCAACAGUGAAUUUAGCAGCACUGAAUCAUUAAAUUCAGCUAGUUCAUUUCGAUCAACAUUUUGUGAUGAAAAACAAGGAGAGCUCGAUACAGUAGAAACUGAAAAUAACGGACCUUCAAUUGGAGACUCAAAAGAUUCCCUACAAAAAUAUUUUUAUUCUCAAUGCUUAGCACUUAAAAUAAAAAAUAAUUCAAAAGAAUUAGUAAAGCUCGUCCCAGCUUCAAAAUUGUAUGAAAAAGCGAUUCAGGAAAAUAUCCCUGUUGAUGAGUGGGUUGAUUUUAUUGAGGAAGAGCUGAAGUAUCCAGAAAGAUGGGUUAGAGCACAGUCAAGGCGAUCAAGAAGGUCGCAGCCUUUGAAUGGAAAUAAAAAAUCAUUUACAUUCGAAAGCAUAAUAGAGGAAGAGGUAUAA
Messenger RNA from Blepharisma stoltei, 1539 nucleotides. Lineage: Eukaryota; Ciliophora; Heterotrichea; Heterotrichida; Blepharismidae. The record is from the annotation of a GenBank genome assembly.